AAACCCCAACCACCGAAGCCAACAACCUUGAAACUGACAAAACCUGCAAGACUGUGUCAUCCUUUUUCAUCCUACCAAAGUUUUUCGCAGCUUUAAAUAAUAUUUAUAGAAUCAAAGAAAACCCUGAAAAUUUCAAAGAUAUAACGGAUACAGUAAAACUAUUAAAGGAAAUUCUUUGUGUAGUAGAAGCAAAGAGUUCAGACAUCGAACAUGGGUUCACACAGAACCUUGUUCAAUUAAAAUGCGCAUGCACGACUAAUAGAAAUAUAAAUACAAAUGGGAAACGAAGGAGCGUUGGGUACGUACAUGGUGUUGUCACUACCGGUGAAAAGUGGUUUUUCACUGUAGUGACAACAGAAAAUCAGAUAGGUGCAAUUCAUGUACCCUAUAUUUUGCACCUUAGUGAUAAAGACAUUGCGGAUAAAAAACUUGAGGAUGAUGUUAGACUUUUGUUUUUGGUUCUUUGA
Dentiscutata erythropus is the source of this 467-nucleotide messenger RNA. Lineage: Eukaryota; Fungi; Glomeromycota; Glomeromycetes; Diversisporales; Gigasporaceae. The record is from the annotation of a GenBank genome assembly.